This is a messenger RNA of Ictalurus furcatus (blue catfish), 932 nucleotides long. RefSeq names its product chymotrypsin-like elastase family member 3B. The transcript has 8 exons. Bases 25 to 834 code for a protein of 269 amino acids. Lineage: Eukaryota; Metazoa; Chordata; Actinopteri; Siluriformes; Ictaluridae. Gene Ontology annotation, molecular function: serine-type endopeptidase activity. The record is from RefSeq and is a predicted model, not a curated record. Gene Ontology annotation, biological process: proteolysis.
CACACUGACAUAGAAAUACGCAUCAUGCUAACACGACUGGUGUUCGUUCUGCUCUUAGCAGCUUAUGCCUAUGCAUGUGGCGCUCCAGAGAUCGAGCCACUCCCGGGCAGAGUGGUGAACGGAGAAGAAGCCAGGCCUCACAGCUGGCCCUGGCAGAUCUCGCUCCAGUAUAAACAUGGCAGCCGCUGGUAUCAUACCUGUGGUGGGACUCUAAUCGAUCCACGCUGGGUUUUGACAGCUGGACACUGCAUUUUCUCAGGUGAUAUUUAUCGCAUUGUCCUGGGAAAGCAUGACCUCAGCGUGCAGGAGGACACGGAGCAGAUCAGAGACAUCCUCCGCAUCGUCGUCCAUCCUAAAUGGAACAUCGAGUGCGUGGCAUGCGGUAAUGACAUUGCUCUGUUGAAGCUGGAUAAAGCUCCAAUUCUCAGUGCGAGCGUUCAGACGGCCUGCGUUCCUCCUGCUGGAGAAAUCCUGCCCCAUGACACGCCCUGCUAUGUCUCCGGCUGGGGCGACCUCUACACCCAUGGCCCCAUACCUGAUAAGCUGCAGCAGGCCAUGUUGCCGGUGGUGGAGUACAGUGUGUGUAGUCAGAGCGACUGGUGGGGCAAGAAUGUGAAACCCACCAUGGUGUGUGCAGGAGGAGACGUUCGUGCUAGCUGCCAGGGAGACUCUGGAGGUCCUCUGAACUGUAAGGGGAAAGAUGGUAAAUGGUAUGUUCAGGGCGUCACCAGUUUUGUGUCGUCCACCAAUUGUAAUGAACUGAAGAAACCUACAGUGUUCACACGCACAUCCGCCUUCAACGACUGGCUGGAUGAGGUCAUGCUUAAGUACUGAGAAUCUCUCAUGGAUCACUGGACGACUGGCGAGAGAGAAUAUCAAACCCAUUCAGUAUGUGAACUAACCCCUUAAUAAACCCAUUAUUCAGUGCUGCA